AUGAGCGGUAAUCCAGGAUUGAAGUCACUCAAGGGCAUGGUAUCUGCUAAACUGCAGAAGAAUGGCAAGAAGAGCAAAAAAGCCAAACGCAGCCCUAGACCAGAGAGAGAUCUCGAAGCUAAACUGUCCACUAACGAUGAAAGUGAUAUAUUACAUCGUGAGGCCAUAGAACUUGGAGCUACGGAGGAGGAUAUUAAGCUUGUAAAAGAUCUAGAAGAUCAAGAUGAAGAGAAACUCAGCGAACAAGAGUUUGGACCAUCUGCAGAUGAGGAUGAAGAUACAGAAUUUCAAGAUGAUUUGCAGUCUUUUUUGAAAACUCUUGGACUUGAAAAAACACAAGUGGAUAUCGUUAGUGAUACUGAGGUUGAAGAACCCGAUCAAAAAGCCGUAAGAGAGGAAGAGGGAAAGCCUGUGGAAGAGGACGAAGACGGAGAGAGCGAAUUAAUCGAAGCUUCACUUAGUUCAGACCCAAACUCAGAAGCGGACCCUGAAUCGAGUGAAGCAGAAGUCUCUGAACACGAGGAGCCAGAAGAUAAACCUAAAGAAAAGAAAAAUAGUGGAUUUAUAGCCCAAAAUGACAUGGUUGAUUCUGAUAAACUGAUUAUUUCGUUCGAUAAAGUAUGGUAUGAAUUGCCCUUAGACCCUCAAUUGGAAAGGAAUAUGAAUGACAAUGACAUAGAAUUAACAGCAGAGCAAAUCACAAAGCUUUACGAAAGAGGUAAGGAAACUUUGGAAAAAGAUAACGAAACAUACUAUGCUGAAUUCACUAAAGAGUCAUCUCAGAAAAAGUUUAUGUCGCAGAUUCUCACUGGUGGUACGUUGAACGAUAAAAUAUCAGCUUUAACAUUACUUAUUCAAGAAUCUCCAAUACACAAUAUUAAAUCUUUCGAAACCCUUCUUUCAUUUUGUAACAAGAAAUCGAGAAAUUCUAUUUUGCAAAGUGUCAACGCACUUAAGGAUUUAUUCCUAAAUGGACUAUUACCCGAUAGAAAACUAAGAUAUUUUAAAAACCAGCCGGGCUUAUCAAUGAUGAUUAAUAAAAAAUCCUUGGCAAUUUUCUACUUUGAAGAUUACUUGAAGAAAAAGUUUUUCCAAAUUCUAGAAGUUUUCGAGAAAUUAUCUCAUGAUCCUAUCAUUCAUGUGAGAUUGCAAUGUUUGAAUCAUAUGUAUGAUCUUUUAUCUGCGAAACCAGAGCAAGAAUUCAAUUUAUUAAGAUUAAUUGUCAAUAAAAUAGGUGACAUUGAUGCAAAAGUUUCAUCAAAGGCGUCAUUCCUUUUAUCGAAAUUGGAGCAGGCUCAUCCAAAUAUGAAAAGUGUUAUUAUUGACGCAAUAGUGGAUGUUGCUCUAAAGCCUAACGCUGAUUAUCAUACAACAUAUUACUCUGUAAUCACUUUGAAUCAAACUAUAUUAAAAAGAGCAGAAGAUUCAGUUGCCAAUAAGCUAAUAAAAACGUACUUCACAUUAUUCGAGAAGUUUUUAUUAAACACUGAUGCUGAUAAUGUUGAAGAUGGAAACAAUGAAGGUAAUGAAAAAUCUGCCGCCCAGGGAUAUGAAGCAAGAAGAAAGAAAAAUUACAAAAAGGGCAAAAAAGGUGGUAAAUCCGUUAAGGGAGACAAGACUGAAUCUGAAUUGGUGAGCGAAAAGAAUUCCAAAUUAUUCAGCGCAUUAUUAACUGGUGUUAAUCGUGCAUUUCCGUUUGCUCAACUUUCCGCAAAAGUUUAUGAAGCACAUUUGGAAACUCUAUUCAAAAUCACACAUUCCUCAAACUUCAAUACAUCAGUGCAAGCACUUGUAUUGAUCAACCAGGUUGUUUCCAAAGCUCAACUGGAUAACGACAGAUACUACAGAACACUGUAUGAGAGUUUAUUGGAUCCAAGAUUAAUAUCCUCUUCGAAGCAGGGUAUCUAUUUGAACUUACUUCAUAAAUCUUUGAAACAGGACUCCCAAAAUGUUUCAAGAGUGGAGGCAUUUGUGAAGAGAAUCUUACAAGUUUGCGCACAUUGGAUAAACAUGGGUACAAUUGCCGGCUUUUUCUACUUGUUACUGCAGUUGGUAGACUUUAUUCCACAAAUAAAAAAUUUACUAAUCAAUACUCCCACUGAUUACGAAUACCAAUCUGAUGACGAAACUACCGACAAGGAUAAUUUCAAGAAAAGAGAGGUAUAUGACAGUCGUAAACGUGAUCCUAAAUUUGCCAAUGCUGACAAAUCUUCAUUAUGGGAGAUAAAUUACUUCACAAACCAUUUCCAUCCAACAAUCCAAUUGUACUCACAAGCUUUUAUCGAGAAUAAAAAAGAUGAAACCACCAAACCAGAUCUUGGCCUAUAUACAUUAGCGCAUUUUCUGGAUAGAUUCGUUUACAGAAACUCCAAACAGAAAGCUAAUGUCAGAGGUACGUCUAUCAUGCAACCGUUGUAUGGAGGGUCAAAAUUGGAGUCCAAUCUGUUGGUUAGAUCAACCGAUUAUGUCAACAAAGAGAUACCUGCCAAUACAGAGAAUUGGUUAGACAAAAAGGUGGAAGAUAUUAAACCUGACGAAAGGUUCUUCUAUCAGUACUUCACCACGAAACAAAACGCAAUGAAGAAAGCCCAAGGCACACAACAGGUAUCCCAUGACGGCAGCGACCUGGACGAAGAUGAUGUUUGGGAUGCCUUGGUCAAAUCAAGACCUGAUGUGGAAGAUGAUAGCGGGGAUGAAGAUGGUUUCAACUUCGACGACGAAGAGUUAGAUAUGUCGAGUGGAGAGGAGGAUCCAGAAGAAGAAAUUGAUGCAGCAAGCGAGGUCGAGGAGCAAGACAGUAAUAGCGACGAUGACGAAUUUUUCAGUUUUGCCGAUGAAGACGAUCUCGAAGGUUCCGCAAAAAGAUUACAUGCAGAACUCGAGGAGGGCUCAUCAGAAUCGGUUUCCGAGCCAGAGUCUGAAUCCGAAUCGCUACAGCCUCACUCUGCCUCCGACUCCACCAGUAAAUCGGGCGGAACUAAGGCGCACAAACUGAAGAACAAAAAGCAAAGGUUAGGAGACCUGCCUUUGUACGGCUCUAUAGAAGAUUAUGCCAAAUACUUGGAUUCUGAUAAAGAAGACUGA
Molecule: messenger RNA, 3084 nt
Organism: Zygotorulaspora mrakii
Lineage: Eukaryota; Fungi; Ascomycota; Saccharomycetes; Saccharomycetales; Saccharomycetaceae
Gene: MAK21
Product: RNA-binding ribosome biosynthesis protein MAK21
Exons: 1
Coding region: 1-3084 (1027 amino acids)
Cellular component (GO): nucleus
Source: RefSeq, a predicted model, not a curated record